This is a messenger RNA of Hyaena hyaena (striped hyena), 1902 nucleotides long. RefSeq names its product DEAD-box helicase 49 (gene DDX49). The transcript is spliced from 12 exons. The record is from RefSeq and is a predicted model, not a curated record. The coding region runs from base 17 to 1558 and encodes 513 amino acids. NCBI's taxonomy places the organism in Eukaryota, Metazoa, Chordata, Mammalia, Carnivora, Hyaenidae. Gene Ontology annotation, molecular function: RNA helicase activity; nucleic acid binding; ATP binding.
GGAGCUGGCGGGGAGGAUGGCCGGCUUUGCGUCGCUCGGGCUGUCAUCGUGGCUUGUGGAACAAUGUCGGCAGUUGGGUUUGAAGCAGCCUACCCCUGUACAGCUCGGCUGCAUCCCCGCCAUCCUGGAGGGUCGAGACUGCUUGGGCUGUGCCAAGACAGGCAGUGGCAAGACAGCAGCAUUUGUCCUGCCCAUCUUGCAGAAGCUGUCUGAGGAUCCCUAUGGUAUCUUCUGCCUUGUCCUGACACCCACCAGGGAGCUGGCCUACCAGAUUGCAGAGCAGUUCCGGGUCCUGGGGAAGCCUUUGGGCCUGAAAGACUGCAUCAUUGUCGGCGGCAUGGGUACAGGGGGCCCAGGGAGGCUCUGGGUAGGGAACCCCCGCAGCCUCAGACCCCCCCUACCCAGACCUACCUCUUCCACUCCACCUGCAGACAUGGUGGCCCAGGCCCUGGAGCUGUCCCGGAAACCACAUGUGGUCAUCGCCACACCAGGGCGUCUGGCUGACCACCUCCGUAGCUCCAACACUUUUAGCAUAAAGAAGAUCCGUUUCCUGGUGAUGGAUGAGGCCGACCGGCUGUUGGAGCAGGGCUGCACCGACUUCACCGCAGACCUGGAGACCAUCCUGUCGGCCGUGCCUGCUCGCAGACAGACGCUGCUCUUCAGCGCCACGCUGACCGACACGCUCAGAGAGCUUCAGGGCCUGGCCACCAACCAGCCCUUCUUCUGGGAGGCUCAGGCCCCGGUGCGCACGGUGGAACAGCUGGACCAGCGCUACCUGUUGGUGCCUGAGAAGGUCAAGGAUGCCUAUCUGGUCCACCUGAUUCAGAACUUCCAGGAUGAGCACGAGGACUGGUCCAUCAUCAUCUUCACCAACACGUGCAAGACCUGCCAGAUCCUGUGCAUGAUGCUGCGUAAAUUCAACUUCCCCACCGUGGCUCUGCAUUCCAUGAUGAAACAGAAAGAACGCUUUGCUGCCCUGGCCAAAUUCAAGUCCAGCAUCUACAGGAUCCUGAUUGCAACAGACGUGGCCUCGCGGGGCCUGGACAUUCCCACAGUGCAGGUGGUCAUUAACCACAACACCCCCGGGCUUCCGAAGAUCUACAUACACCGAGUCGGCCGGACGGCCCGUGCAGGGCGGCAAGGACAGGCCAUCACGCUGGUGACGCAGUAUGACAUCCACCUUGUACAUGCCAUCGAGGAGCAGAUCAAGAAGAAGCUGGAGGAGCUCUCAGUGGAGGAGGCCAAGGUGCUGCAGAUCCUUACGCAGGUCAAUGUGGUGCGGAGGGAGUGUGAGAUUAAACUGGAAGCGGCCAACUUCGAUGAAAAGAAAGAGAUCAACAAGCGGAAGCAGCUGAUCCUGGAGGGGAAGGACCCCGACCUAGAGGCCAAACGCAAGGCUGAGCUGGCCAAGAUCAAGCAGAAGAACCGGCGCUUCAAGGAGAAGGUGGAGCGGGAGCUGCAGCGGCAGAAGGCGGGCGGGGCGGGCCGCAGGGCGCGUCCUCCCAGGGCCCCUCCCGAAGGCCCCUCGGCCCCAGCGCCCACCCAGGGCCAGUCCUGAGUUCUGUGCGGCCCCCACCUGCCCAGCCUGGGAUUCCUUCAUGGAACCGAGGGUCAGAGGGGCCCUCCCGUCCCCUGGGCCUGCUGUGUCCUUGUCGCUGGAACCCAUGGACGCCCACACGGUGCACUGCGCAGCUCUCGCCGCCCUGCGGCCCCUUCUCAGCCUCUGCCAAGAGUCAGUCUGCAGAGGAGGAAAGGACACUGGCUGCGAGGUGUGGCUCAACUCCACACACAGGGACCCGGGUUCAGGGUCACCUCGGUGGGGGGUGCAGGGUGCCAUCAGGCCCCCAGAGCCAAGGUGUGUUGCCUGCAGGACUCACUCAAUAAAUGAGUCUCUCCGCUUCC